Messenger RNA from Daktulosphaira vitifoliae (grape phylloxera), 1519 nucleotides. RefSeq lists its product as uncharacterized. NCBI's taxonomy places the organism in Eukaryota, Metazoa, Arthropoda, Insecta, Hemiptera, Phylloxeridae. The coding region runs from base 88 to 1110 and encodes 340 amino acids. The record is from RefSeq and is a predicted model, not a curated record. The transcript is spliced from 5 exons.
AAGUGAUGUAAUGUAGAACAUUACUUGUCUAUAACAACAUUUGGUCUAGUAUUUCAGCAGUUUAUAACAUUUGUAUAUCUAGACAAGAUGAGUAAUGAAAUAACCAAUGAUAAAAAUAUCAACAUUCACUCUUUAUCAAAAGUUAUUACAUCAAAUGAUACUAGUUCGUUUAGAAAAGCAGCUAUAAUUAAUAGCAUUUGCAAAUACGAUGGAUGGAAACAUUUAACUGACAUAGAUAUUGUGAAAUAUGGUAAUAUAAUAUACAAAUUAGAUAAUAUUAAUAUAAUUGCUAAUCGAGAUACAAGCAAUAAAAAAGUACGUGCCGCUGCUUUAAUACUUGGUUGUACAUACGCUAAUGAUUUAAAAAAAAUAUUCGAUAUGGUAAUUCUUUAUUGUAACAUAUGUCGAGAUGCAUUUAAUGAUAAGGAUAAUAUCUAUAAGUAUACCAUAUAUAUAUUGAGUAUAACUAAGAAAAUAACUUUAUUGGCAACAGUCAUGAAAGAAUCAUUGAUUUUAUUGGAUUCGUUAUAUAGUAUCCCAUUAGAUGGCACAACAAAUGAUUAUAUAUUAUAUGGUUAUUUGUCACUUUUACAAAAAGUGGAUAUCAGUAGUGUUCCAUUAAAAAAUAGUCCAUCUUCAUGCUUAGGAAUCUUAUCAGAAAUUAUAUGGAUUUUUGAUAUAUGCAAUAGUAACAUUAAUAAUGAAAUGGAGAAUAAAUUAAAACGUUGUAUAAUAUUUGAAGAAAAUAGAUCUAAUGCAAUACUGCAAAAAUUGAUGAUAUUUAUUAACCUGAACUCACAAAAUGAUAAAAACACUUUAAUGGAAUCUUUGAAUAAAAAAUUAAAUAAUGAAAUUAAAAAGAUUAUUAUAGAAAAAUUUUACAAUUUAGGUUUCUAUUUUAACACAGACAUUAAGAUGAUCGAUGUACUAGUACCAGACGAAGUUAUAAAUAAUAAGCAAAUGAUACCAAAAUAUUCAAAUUUGCCGUACUAUAUCAAUAUAGAAAAAAACAAAGUUAAAAACGGAAACGCUGAACUAAUGAACUUCCUUAUACAAGUAUUAAAGUCACAAAUAAAUAUACAAGAUCAGAAAUUAAUUGACGACAACUAAAGAAAACUUUGAAGGUGAAAACUAAUCUGAGUCCCGCAAUAAAAAAUUGAAGAUAUAGUAAGAGAGUAUUUUUAUACAAUAUAUUAAAUCAAGUUUCCAUCACAAAAAAAAACAUGUCUAUUGAUAAUAAUUUGCAAGGAAACUUAGAAAAAUUUAUAAUUUUUAUUUUUAACUUUUUACAAACACUAAUAAAAAAUAUACAUUCAAGACAUAUAAAUCUAUUUACUGAAACUUUAUUUUUAAGCGUUGAAUAUAAUGAUAUUUAUACUAUAGCUAUAACAAGAAAACAAUAUGUAAUAAUAUAUUUUUAAAUAAUGUACUUGUGUUGAAUUCCUCUUUUAUUGUCAUUUAUUUCUUAAUUUUGUGUGAUUGUUUAAGUAUUUUAACAUUAAAUUGGUAUAAAAAUAUA